AUGGCCAGCGACACUACGACCGCAUCUGCUCCCUCGAUAACUUCUUCUCCUCCUCCUCCUUCCUCCUCCUCGGGAUCGUCUCCAAUGGAGUACCCCUUCGCGACCUCCCCAGACAUCCUCCGCACGCAUCAGAAAGACGCAUACAUCACCGGCACCAUCUCAACACAGGCAUCGACCAUUCUCCGGGCCUUGUUGGGUGCUCGAUUCGCCCAUAAAUACUCAGACGCCACGAACCAUGUAUCCGAGCUCCUUUACCUCUGCAUCACCACGCUCCUGGGCAACCGAACACUGGGCGAAGAAUACUGCGACGUGAUCCAGAUCGAGGACGACACAUCACGACUCGCAGGCCUGGGAAGGAGAGUCGGCUACAUUGCAAGCGUGGUCUUCGCGCCCUGGAUUCUCGGGAAGUCCCUACCGGCACUAAGGAGAAGACUGCGCUCCAAACUCGAGUGGAAUAUCGAACACGCAAAGCAGAGACGGAAACGGCCGACUCGGGCGCUCAAAGCGCAGGAAUACAUCCUCAAACACCUCGACACAUUGACAUCCCUGCAACCCGUUUAUGCGCUAAGUCUAGCGACAUUCUACUUCACAGGCGCGUACUACCACAUCUCCAAACGCCUGUUCGGCCUCCGUUACGUGUUCACCAAGCAGAUCAAACCGGACGAACAACGCGUGGGAUACGAGGUCCUGGGCGUGUUGCUUGUAUUACAGAUGGCGGCUCAAUCCGCGCUGCAUGUCCGGGAGACAUACCUCGAAACAACAGCGUCCACGACAAGCGGGGGAGAGACGAAGGAGGAAGCCUCCAGCUCCGCGAUGGUAGGUCCGGGCAUUGAGAUGCAGCUGGCCGGACCGCUCGAGACAGGCGCCACCCCUAACCAACUGCUCUCCUCGGUUCCCGUACCGCAUUUUCUCCCACCCGGCCUCAGCGCCAAUACAUCCACACCCGUCCUCGAUUCGCCGCGGUAUCACCUCGACGACGACGAAACCAUCGCGUGGAUCCCCGCCGGUCAGCAGCGCAAAUGCACGCUCUGCCUGGAACCUUUCCGCGAUCCGAGUGUGACGACGUGUGGACAUGUCUUUUGCUGGACGUGCGUGCAGGAUUGGGUCAAGGAGAAGGCCGAGUGCCCGUUGUGCAGGCAGAGUGUGUUGAGCCAGAAGGUCCUGCCGUUGAGAGGGUAG
Molecule: messenger RNA, 1179 nt
Organism: Cladophialophora carrionii CBS 160.54
Lineage: Eukaryota; Fungi; Ascomycota; Eurotiomycetes; Chaetothyriales; Herpotrichiellaceae
Exons: 1
Coding region: 1-1179 (392 amino acids)
Biological process (GO): protein import into peroxisome matrix
Cellular component (GO): peroxisomal membrane
Molecular function (GO): zinc ion binding
Source: RefSeq, a predicted model, not a curated record